AUGACAACAUACUCUGAGACCAUAUGCUUCACAAGACAAGCAUUAGAGGCAAGCCUUCUACCAGCCCUAUCUCAAGAUGAAGAACCUGCACUCAAAAGCGUCUUGAGCGCUAAACUAUGCUCAAAUAUCGACAUCUUACGGAAAACAGUGGUCAGCAACAAGAUUGAAGGAGAACAGCAUGAAGGGAAUUAUGGAAAUAAAAGAGAUUUCGCCUUUUUUCAGGAUCAGUUCAGUGGUAUAGCAUGUACCGCUUCUAUGGUUCAGCAUGCUUCGACGUCAGUCUUGAAAGAACAAUAUACUAAACACAUUGAGUCUCAAAAGUCCCAUCGUUUCAGUGUGGAUUUUGAUCAAGAUAAUUAUUCAGAAAGCCCAGUUUUGCAGGAGCCAGUUGAAGAUAUAGCCUCCCGGUCUCGGAGUGGUGAUCAGGACGAUGAGAAGUUGGCGGAACUACGAAACCGCUUAUUGGGAAAAAAACAGGAUCACAUAGACGUAGCCUCUGAUCCUGGUAGCUCAAUGGAGAAGCAGAUGCAAUUACAAAACAACAUUCAGGAAGAGCUUCUCAGUGACAUGUCUCAACUUGUGUCUGGUCUUAAACAGGGUGCCGAAGCAUUUCAAGCUGCACUGGAUGAUGAUUCGACGGUUUUAAAAGCAACCGAACUUGGGUUGCAGGCAACUUCACGUAGCCUAGUUGAUCUUGGUGGAAAGCUGAAAAAAUAUCACAAUUCUAAGGUAGGAUUUCUAUUCUACAUGACAUGUCUUUUAUUCAUGUUCAUCAGCUUACUUGUUACGUAUCUCAUCAUAAAGAUAUUUCGCAAGAUGUAG
Messenger RNA from Lachancea lanzarotensis, 822 nucleotides. RefSeq names its product LALA0S13e03026g1_1 (gene USE1). Gene Ontology annotation, cellular component: endoplasmic reticulum; SNARE complex. Lineage: Eukaryota; Fungi; Ascomycota; Saccharomycetes; Saccharomycetales; Saccharomycetaceae. Gene Ontology annotation, biological process: retrograde vesicle-mediated transport, Golgi to endoplasmic reticulum. The transcript has a single exon. The coding region runs from base 1 to 822 and encodes 273 amino acids. The record is from RefSeq and is a predicted model, not a curated record. Gene Ontology annotation, molecular function: SNAP receptor activity.